Penicillium manginii is the source of this 267-nucleotide messenger RNA. RefSeq lists its product as uncharacterized. NCBI's taxonomy places the organism in Eukaryota, Fungi, Ascomycota, Eurotiomycetes, Eurotiales, Aspergillaceae. The annotation marks the transcript as partial. The transcript has 2 exons. The record is from RefSeq and is a predicted model, not a curated record.
UGGGGUUAUGCUAAGUCUUAUGUCGGGGUUUUCAAAGCACCUGAGGUAGAGAGACCCCCAAGAGAUAGAUGGUCGAAGCCAUCAGAGCCAAUUAAUAAUAGAGAGCAUCUACCUGAAGGCUGGCAUGAUGAAGAGCCUGACCUUGAUCCUAACGAUACGGAAGCUCAUAUUGCUCGAUGCCACGAAAGAAUUGCAGACGACAUUAUACCAGUUAUUUUUGAACACAAGCUCAAGACCUUGAUUUCUCAAACGGCCAAGGAGGAGUAA